UGUUUUUUCAUAUUAUUGUUAGCAAGGCUAGACUAAAUAUCAAAUACAACUACGUUCUCGUCAUCUCAGUAUUUUAUUUCUCGUUGGUAAAUUGGUACACCAUUAAAACAGCUGUGAACUGGUCAAGGUCACAUUUCCACUAUAAACUGACUUGAGAGAAGAAUUAGCGGAAAAAUAGAAAAAGAGUGUGAAACAAAAACGCGUGGCUGAGAAAAUGAGCACAGGACAAAAGCGAACCUCUGGAGCAGUAAAAUCACUGAAUGGGGAAGGAAGUGGACAAGCAAAGGCACCAAAAGGAUCCCCACCCAUUAAAAAAGCAAGAGGUUCAAAGGUUGCAGAAUCCCCUGUGAUUGCAGAAAUAAGCUCCAGUAGUAGUCCUGUAAAACCAGAAACAUUGGUAGACAUUUUUUGUGACCCAGAAAACCCUAAGAAAGUUCAGUUCCAAGAUGUUAGUGCUGCAGCUUACAAAAUUAAAACUGGAAUUUUUCAUACACCAUGUUCUAAAUCCAGACUGUCAAGUCAACUGGGAAUGAACAUCUAUUUUAAAAAAGAAUUCCUACAAUUUACUGGAAGUUUCAAAGAAAGGGGUGCUAGAUAUGCUUUGUUAUCUUUAUCACCAGAACAAAAGAAAAUUGGUGUGAUAGCAGCCAGUGCAGGGAACCAUGCCUUAGCUUUAUGUUACCAUGGAGUUGACCUUGGUAUCCCAGUAACAGUUGUCAUGCCAAAAAUAGCUCCAUUGAUGAAAGUUACAAAUUGUAGAACCUAUGGAGCGGAAGUCAUUAUACAUGGCAAAAGUAUAUUUGAGUCAAGAGAGUUUGCAAUGAAGAUGGGGAAAGAAAAUGGAAAGAUGUAUAUUAAUGGGUAUGACCACCCACAUAUUAUAGCAGGACAGGGAACUAUGGGAUUGGAGAUAUUAGAACAAGUACCAGAUUUAGAUGCCUGUAUUAUACCUGUUGGAGGCGGUGGGUUGCUGGCAGGGACAGCUUUAGCCAUAAAAAAUCUAAAACCAAGUGUCCAAGUCAUUGGAGUAGAGUCUGAGAAUUGUCCCAGUUUUUCUGCCUCACUGAAAGCCAAGAAGGCUGUAUAUACAGAGUCCCUAUCCACUUUAGCUGAUGGUCUUGCUGUGCCACUAGUUGGAGUGAAUGCAUUAGAAACAGCUAAAGAUUAUACUGAUAAAAUGGUUGUAGUCAAGGAAGAGUCUAUAGCCUUAGCCAUACUUAGACUUAUAGAAGUAGAGAAGUCAGUUAUAGAAGGAGCUGGUGCCGUAGGAUUAGCUGCUGUUAUAGAGGGAUUAUUACCAGAACUCAAAAAUAAAAAAGUUGUAAUAGCACUAUGUGGAGGUAAUAUAGAUACAACAAUUUUAGGUCGUGCCAUAGAGAGAGGUUUAGCAGUAGAUGGUAGAUUAGUGCGAUUUGUUGUAACAGUCAGUGACAGACCUGGAGGCAUAGCUGAACUUGCCAAGUUACUAUCUCAUAAUGGUGCUAGCAUCAAGGAUAUGUUUCAUGAAAGGGCUUGGUUGAAAUCUGAUGUAUUCUCUGUGCAGGUUAAAGUUGUAGCUGAAACCAGGGACCAAGAACAUGCAGAUGAAAUACACGCAAUACUAAAAGCUAAUUACAAGCAGGUGGCCUGGGGUCCAAGAUAUUUUUAGAUUUUGUUAGUUAUAAGUGUGAGUCAGGGAUAUUAAAUGACUAUUUAUUUCUUUGUUAUCAUGCUUUUUAAUGAAUUGUUAUAUGAUGUUUUAUUUUUUGGAAUUUUAGAAUCCUUGAAUACCAAAGAUGAAAUAUGAGUUUAUAUUUUACAUGUGUAUUGUUCAUUUGAUAUUAAGGUGCCCACUACUCAUUUAUGACCAGAAACUUUGUAGCUGGCUUUACUUAAGGUUGUGUGUUUUUGAUUGAUUUUUAAAGACAUUUUAUGACCAGUUAAAAGAUUUGUCAUUUAUAAUUAUUUAUAGAUGUUAUAUUCUGUUAUUUGCCAUAAUUAUUCAUUAGCCUUAACUAUUAUAGUUCUAAAAUAGUUUUUUUCCACCAUUUAUGCUGCAUUUAGUAUAAAAAUAAGCAGACACGUGUGAUUGCCAUAAAGAAUCCAGCAUUGCUGUUUCAUCAUGGUCAAUACUUCACAGCACAUCAUUACAGAUUUGCAAGCUUAGUAGUCUACCAGUCAAGUAAUAGUAGUUACAAAGUGUUAUUCUAUUUCUUUUGGUAGUUUAUAAUCUCCCUUUUUUCAAAUAUUUACUGAAAUUAUCAGUGACAGAUCAAUCUCGAGGAUCCUUUGUUGAACUGACAUUAAUAUAUGAUUGAUCAUGUAGAAUUAAUUUGACACCUUUUGAAGGUUGGAUCUGUAUCAGAUAUUUGUUUUGGUUAUAAAAUGCAGUAUUUUUUUCUAAAGCUAAAAAACUUGAUGAAUACCUCUACUUGAUUUCUGAUAAAAUUACAUGGAAAGCUUGGAAUGUACUUAAUUUUUUAUUUUAUGUAGAAAUGUACACCAAUUAUCAUUGCCUAAAUUGGGCUAUCAAGUGUAUGAAUCUUUAGUCCAAAGUUUGCCAAACAGUGACAUAGGAAUCUCUGAAAUGUAAGACGCAAAAUGAAAAUUCUGUAACGGUAAUUACAUUUUGGAAAAAUUAGAUAUAUUGAAACCAAGGAACCAACUUCAUCUUGAUUUAGAUUAAUGUCCCAAGAUAUGCCUAUCCUUGCAGAGUAUUCAGACACCAUGCUUAAUCCAACAUUUUUUCUGGUCCCCAAGUGUGUCAGAUAAGGCAGAUUACACUGUAUAAUUUGAUGUUGUUAAAAUUUGAUGUUAGACAACAUUCUUGCAGCACCCCAGCAUAAAGUGCCAGUAUUUACUAGUGUUGAACAAAUAUUUGAAUGUCUCAGCUACCACAAUAUGUACAUUGUAUAUACAUAUAUAUUUAAUUGUGAGAUUUACAUAUGUAUUUCAAUCAUUUUGCUAUACGAUUUUUAUUUAUGAAUCUCUAGUUUAUUAUGGACCACAAGUAUGUUAUCUAUUGUUUUAUUUUAUUCUAUUUCUUUUUUAAUGGUUAAUUGAAUUUUUGCAGUUAUUAAAACUAUUCACAUUUGUGAAAACACAUUUACUUCUACAGAGAUUUUUUUGAUAUAGGUAAGAAAUAACAUCAGAAAAGAAAAUCUUCAUGAUAUAACAAAUAGUCAUUGACACAUUGCAUUGUAUAUUUCUAAAUCAUAAAAUCAUGAAAUUGAUUUGUAUCUGAAAUCAAUACUCACUUUGUGCAUGCAUAGUUUUUAAUAACAACUGAGUGAACAGUAGAAGGCAUCGAAACUGUAUGUUUAUAUAAAUAUGGAUAGACAAUACCAAGGAGAAAUUCAAAACGCAUCAGUUAAAAACUGACAACUCCAUGGCAAAAAACAAAAAAAGACGACCAAAUCUACAAAAAUCCAAAAGUCUUAAGCAUGUAGCAACUGUAAAUAUCACUUGCUUUUGAAGUAGAUAAUUCAGAUUUGUGCAUGAAUAUUUUCAUUUACAUCUACCCAUAAUUGUUUUAUUUUAAGUGAUAGAGUGCUUUCUCCACAUUUUUUGUAAUUUGAUUAAGAAUUUGGCGUUUUGGUAGCAAGAUUUGAUAUUAUGUUAACACUGUAACAGUUGUUAGACAGUAUUUUAGUUGUUAUUUGUUAAAUUGUUUCUUUUUAUCAGGAAACUAUUAAUUUCAAUACACCAAAUUUGUAAUAA
This is a messenger RNA of Mytilus trossulus (common blue mussel), 3699 nucleotides long. RefSeq names its product L-threonine ammonia-lyase-like. The record is from RefSeq and is a predicted model, not a curated record. Lineage: Eukaryota; Metazoa; Mollusca; Bivalvia; Mytilida; Mytilidae. Gene Ontology annotation, biological process: L-serine catabolic process; L-threonine catabolic process. The coding region runs from base 215 to 1648 and encodes 477 amino acids. Gene Ontology annotation, molecular function: L-serine ammonia-lyase activity; threonine deaminase activity. The transcript is spliced from 13 exons.